Messenger RNA from Nematostella vectensis (starlet sea anemone), 2542 nucleotides. RefSeq lists its product as uncharacterized. The coding region runs from base 1 to 957 and encodes 318 amino acids. Lineage: Eukaryota; Metazoa; Cnidaria; Anthozoa; Actiniaria; Edwardsiidae. The transcript has 2 exons. The record is from RefSeq and is a predicted model, not a curated record.
AUGGGUCUACCAAAAGAUUACCAAAUUGAUAUUCCAAAUAAUAGAAAUUCACAAGACUCUAAGGUGAUUGACAGCCGAGGAAGAAAUUUAAUAGAAACGUGCACUGCACUCAAUAUGCGAAUUUUGAACGGCAGAGUAGUAGGUGACCUUGAAGGUAAGAAAACCUGCUUUCGAUACAACGGAAGCAGCGUUGUUGAUUACAUAAUUGUAAAUAAUGAAAGUUUAGACAUUGUUGAUUAUUUCAUUGUGAAUCCGCUUGAGCCACACCUGACUGAUCACUGUUCGCUUUCAUGCAGUCUAAACCUGAAAUUUACAUUUAAACAAAAAGAUAAUUCAGAAAACGUACAACUAAGUGAGCUCAAAAGAUUGCGCUGGAAUAACGAGAUCAGUAGCGAGUUAAAGCUAUUGUUCGAGUCCGAAGAAGUGCAAACAAAUUUAAAUACGGCUUUAAAUAAUAAUUGCGUAGACACAUCAGUAGAUCUUUUUACAGAAACGCUCUUAUCCGCAUGCGAAAACGCAGGACUGCGCUACCAAAACAAUGACAUAAAAGAGAGCAGCGUUAACAAAAUGUGGUUCGACAAGGAAUGUAAAAAUGAAAAAGAAAAUUUACGCUCACUAGGCAAAUUACUUUCAAAGCAGCCUGACCAACGCGAGCUAGGAGCCGUCUUGAAGGAAAAAAAGAAGUCUUUUAAAAAACUCUGUAGGCGGAAAAAGUAUACGCAUUAUAAUAAUAUAGUAAACAGUAUCGAUUUCAGAAACUCUAAAAACACUUGGAAACAAAUAAAUAGGAUUUUCAACAGCAAUACACAUAAACAAUCACAUCAAAUUAGACCCGAAGAAGCUGCUGUUUUUCAUCAGCACUUCGAACAAUUAAACGCGACAAUAGAAUCACAAAAUACAAUGGAAGAAGUAGAAAAAACGCGGGGGAAUACCCAUCUAGCUGGAGUUAUGGUCUGAUAGUACCGAUCCUGAAAAAAGGAGAUCCUAGUAAACCGGAAAAUUUUAGAGGUAUUACCUUACUCUCGUCACUAGGAAAAGUUUUCACAUCCAUAAUGAACAACAGAUUGUACAAUUACCUUGUCGAAAGAAAAAUAAUCAAACCUGAGCAGGGAGGAUUCAGAAAAGAGCAUGGAACAGUGGAUAGUAUUUUCAUCCUAAAAUCUUUGAUUGACAAAUACGUUAAAGCAAAGCCAAAAAAGAAACAAAACUUCCUAUUUACGUGUUAUGUUGAUUUCAGUAAAGCUUUCGACAGAGUACCAAGACACAAACUUUUUGAUAAGCUAGAGCGUUCAGGCGUAACAGGGCGAUUUCUUGAAGUUUUGAAAUCAAUUUACACAAAUGAUAAGUCCUCAGUCAAAAUUAGAAAUCUGUUAACGCCAGCCUUUAGGUGUUACAACGGAGUGAAACAGGGAUGUAUGAUUUCCCCGACACUAUUUAAUUUUUAUCUCAGCAGCUUGUCCGAGGAACUAAAUACAGUAAGAAAUUGCAACGAUGUCGAACUCAAUUCACGACCUACUAGUUGUUUACUUUAUGCCGACGAUUUGGUAAUCGUCUCGAAGACUGCCACGGGGCUACAAAAAUAUUUAGACAAACUAAGCGAAUUUUGUGAUGAAGCAAAACUCACUGUUAAUCUAGAAAAAACUAAGAUAAUGAUAUUUAAUAACUCUGGGAAAACAAUGAACAACUAUCUCUUUAAAUACAGAAACAGUAAAGUUGACAUUGUCAAGUCAUAUAAAUACCUUGGGGUGCAUUUUAGCACCUUUGGGAACUUCAGCCUAGCAAAGCAAGAAAUAAAGAAGGUCGGACUAAAAGCUUUGUAUAAGCUUCGAAAAGAAAUGGGAAACCACUUUAGAGACAAAAUAACUCUAACACUUAGGCUCUUUGAUACCCUUGUAACCCCAAUUCUAUUAUAUAGUAGCGAGGUGUGGGGAACAGACUGCAAUGACAAACUAGAAAAAGACCCCAUAGAAUCUGUACACACAAGGUUUAUACGUUGGCUGCUAGGCGUCAACAGGUACUGCAGUUCUAAUGCAUGUAGAUCCGAGGUCGGUAGAUUUCCAAUGCGUUUAAAAGCCAAAUGUAGAGCAAUAAAAUAUUGGCAAAAAAUGAUAAAUUCUGACCACAGUAAACUUGCUGUGUUGGCUUUCCUAGAUUCUUUAGAAAAUAACAGCAAGGUAACUUGGGUGCACAAACUGAAAAACAUUUUAGAUCGAGCAGGCUUGGGCUAUAUAUGGCUUGAUGCCCCAAACACGUCUAUAAAUUUAAUAAAGAUGCGCUUUGAAGAUAUCGAGCGACAGGUGUGGCUAAGUGAGAUUCACAAUGAUAGUAGAAGAGACCCACGCCAAAAGAAUAAAUUGCGAACUUUCAGGACCUUCAAGGUGGUCUACGAACUUGAAAAAUAUCUUACCCAAAUUAAUAAUGUACAACACAGAAUUGCCGUCACAAAAUUAAGACUAAGCAAUCAUAAUUUGGCCAUCGAAACAGGUAGACAUGCCAAACCAUAUGUGCCCCCAAAUGAGAGGAGGUGCACGAUUUGCAAAAA